AUGAAGACCUCUGGAGCCUGUCUACUGUUGAGUCUCUUAGCACUCUCCUUGUCCCCAGCUGACUGGUUUCCAUGGGCGGUCGAUGGGCAAGAACUGGAAAGUGCAACUGGAGAAGUUAACACCAACUCUCUUAUCAGCACUCCCGCUGCAGCUGUCACACCACCCGUGCUUCUUAGUCCUGCUGACCUCUGUCUUCCAGUUCAGUCUGACAGUGAAACUACCACAGCUUCAUCAGAUUGUCGUGAAGAAAACUUCCCUUGCACACGCCUGUACUCUGUUCACAAACCAGUAAAGCAGUGCAUCAGCUACCUCUGUGUCACAAGUAUGCGUCGCAUAUACGUAAUAAACAAGGAGGUGUGCUCUCGUACUGUCUGCAAGGAGAAUGAGGUCAUGCAAGAUGAGAUCUGUCGCCAGCUGGCUGGCCUUCCUUCUCGCCGUCUUCGCCGAUCUGGGCAACCCCUGCAUCUCCCUUGCAGACAACUCCUGGAGCAGCAGCGCAGAGGGCCUGAUGCUCUGUGAGCUACCAGCAGUAGGAGGGGAAAAGGAAGGAAGAGAAGAGAAAUCAUCAUCCACUACCUACAACCCAAGACAAGUCCUUCUCAUUUGUGAUUUCCACACCAUUUCCUUGCUUCUCUGCCUUUCCCCACAUCCUCUUCUUAAUUUGCUGCAUUUCACAGAGUCUCCUCUCUGCUAGUGUGUCAUGGUGGCUGUUGUCAUCU
Messenger RNA from Mesitornis unicolor (brown roatelo), 719 nucleotides. It is a transcript of the gene MFAP5, whose product is annotated as microfibrillar associated protein 5. Bases 1 to 519 code for a protein of 172 amino acids. Gene Ontology annotation, cellular component: microfibril. Gene Ontology annotation, biological process: embryonic eye morphogenesis. NCBI's taxonomy places the organism in Eukaryota, Metazoa, Chordata, Aves, Mesitornithiformes, Mesitornithidae. The transcript has 8 exons. The record is from RefSeq and is a predicted model, not a curated record.